CAAUUGUUACUACAUUGAGAUCUCAUCACUGGACCACCAAACAACUGGACACAACUACCAGGCAAAAGUCUUGCUGCCUAGAAAGACGUAGCCGUCUUUGAGACCCCCCCAGGAUGCUGCCAGCAGACGUGAGCUCACUGUUCCGUUGUGUCUGCAUGGUCGGCUACGUCUGUCUACUCACGAUAUGUCCUGUCCAAGCGUCCAUGGAGUAUAAUCCGGCAAGUGACGGUCCAGGCCGGUUGAUUAAAUACAUUCCGUUCAGAAGGCACAGUUCGUAUCCGAGAAAUCAGCCAACAUUACCAAGGGUUUUAGUAAGGACUUCUGGAACACUGUCAACAGCAAGAACUCGCUUAGACAAGGUUAGAGAGUUGAAACUUGUCCAUCCAAUCAGGAUCCAAACUCUUCCCUCAAGGAAUUCACUUCCCAGAAAUGACAACAUAGGAAACAGAUUUCUAUCCAGACUCCUGAAUGUGAAAAAUGAGCGCCCCCUGGCAGAACAAAGCGUUCUGAGGCCUGUACAGCAUCGCUACGAUCCUUUGUCUGAGCAAGGCAAAAAGUUUAAUAUCUGGAGCUAUGACGACUCUGACUCCUUGAAAGUUGGACCCAGAGUGUGGCCUCAAGCAUUCCCCAACUGUGGUCACAGAUACCAGUCUCCCAUCGACAUCAUGGCCACCCACUUUCAGUACAGACCCAUGUCUCCCAUAGCUUUGACCUCAGUUGACCACACCGGACUGUCGGACGUGGUCUUCAGUAAUGAUGGUUUCACGGCCACCAUCAAGCCCCUUCACAAAAACAUCUACAUCGACUGUGAGGACAUGCCUGGUAGAUUCAUACUAUCUGGCAUACACUUCCACUGGGGGCGUACUGACCACAUUGGCUCUGAGCACCUACUGGAUGGACAUGCUUUCCCAUUAGAGAUGCACCUGGUGGCCUACAACAGCGAGUUCCCCAGCCUGGGAGAGGCGGAGGGGAAGGAGAAUGGUGUUCACACUGUGGCCAUUUUCUUUGAAGUCUCUGACAUACCAAACCAGGGAUUAAAUUUUUGUGUGGAAAAUUUCAAAAAUAUUCAACGCCCAGGAGCAGACGUGAAGGGAGAACAUUUUAACAUUAGCCAGCUGUUUCCUCCGCCUGGACAACCGUACUUCCGCUAUCUGGGCAGCUUGACCACACCGCCCUGCACAGAGAAUGUUAUCUGGUCAGUUUUUGCCGUUCCCCAAGUGAUCUCUCUGCAUCAGCUGUCCAGAUUUCGUACACUUGGAAUGUCAACUGAACUUAACCCUUACAUCGGUGGAAACGUCCGACCACUUCAACCAAUCGACAAUCGAAUUAUUUAUACCAAUGAUGUCAUUUAUAAAAAAUAGCAAUUACAUUUCUGGAAAUAUU
Biomphalaria glabrata is the source of this 1383-nucleotide messenger RNA. RefSeq names its product carbonic anhydrase 1-like. Bases 114 to 1361 code for a protein of 415 amino acids. Gene Ontology annotation, cellular component: plasma membrane. Gene Ontology annotation, molecular function: zinc ion binding; carbonate dehydratase activity. The transcript is spliced from 12 exons. The record is from RefSeq and is a predicted model, not a curated record. NCBI's taxonomy places the organism in Eukaryota, Metazoa, Mollusca, Gastropoda, Planorbidae.